This is a messenger RNA of Perognathus longimembris pacificus (Pacific pocket mouse), 1565 nucleotides long. RefSeq names its product 3-hydroxybutyrate dehydrogenase 1 (gene Bdh1). The record is from RefSeq and is a predicted model, not a curated record. The coding region runs from base 223 to 1254 and encodes 343 amino acids. Gene Ontology annotation, molecular function: oxidoreductase activity. NCBI's taxonomy places the organism in Eukaryota, Metazoa, Chordata, Mammalia, Rodentia, Heteromyidae. The transcript is spliced from 8 exons.
ACUGCAUGUGUGUGGGAACUUCCCUUCCGGUUGUGGAAGGAUCCGCAGGAGUCUGGAGUGGUGUCUCAGACUUACCUUGCACCUGUUAACUGAGGAGUAAGAGGAUUCCACCAGCACAUCUGGCCAGUCACUUUCUUGAAGAGGAUCCUGGGUGAUAACAGUGCCGUGGGAGUGUGCUGCACCCUCGUACCCUUUAGAAUCACCAGCAGGAAGUAGACCAAGAUGUUGGCUGCCUGCCUCUCCAGACCCCUGUCACAGCUCUCAGGAAAAACCACAAGCAUCUGUGGUAGAGAAAAUGGAAUAAGGCAUGCACUGUUGCUUUGCUCAGCAUCCUUUACCCCGAUCAGCCGUCGGACCUAUGCUAGUGAGGUGAACCCGGUGGGCAGCAAAGCUGUCCUGGUCACAGGCUGUGACAGUGGAUUUGGGUUCUCCUUGGCCAAGCAUCUUCAUUCAAAAGGCUUCCUUGUGUUUGCUGGCUGCUUGUUGAAGGACAAAGGAGAUGCUGGAGUUCAGGAGCUGGACAGCUUGAAGAGUGACCGGCUAAGAACCAUCCAGCUCAAUGUAUGCAACAGUGAGGAGGUGGAGAAAGCCGUGGCCACGGUCCACUCAAUCCUAGAUGACCCAGAGAAAGGAAUGUGGGGCCUGGUUAACAAUGCGGGCAUCUCCACAUUCGGAGAGGUGGAGUUUACCAGCAUGGAGACCUACAAGGAGGUGGCAGAAGUGAACCUCUGGGGUACAGUGCGGACAACGAAAUCCUUCCUCCCCCUUCUCCGAAGAGCAAAAGGCCGUGUGGUCAACAUUAGCAGCAUGCUGGGCCGCAUGGCCAAUCCGGCCCGUUCCCCAUACUGCAUCACCAAGUUCGGAGUGGAAGCCUUCUCUGACUGCCUGCGCUAUGAGAUGUACCCACUGGGUGUGAAGGUCAGUGUGGUGGAACCUGGCAACUUCAUCGCUGCCACCAGCCUCUACAGCCCUGAGCGCAUCCAAGCCAUUGCCAAGAAGAUGUGGGAUGACCUGCCUGAGGUUGUGCGCAAGGACUAUGGCAGGAAAUACUUCGAUGAGAAAAUUGCCAAGAUGGAGACCUAUUGCAACAGUGGCUCCACAGACACGUCCUCUGUCAUCGACGCUGUCACGCAUGCCCUGACCGCCCCUACCCCGUACACUCGCUACCACCCCAUGGACUACUACUGGUGGCUCCGAAUGCAGAUCAUGACCCACAUGCCUGGUGCAGUCUCUGACAUGAUCUAUAUACACUGAAGAGUUUCCUGGCAGCCUCUGUCUAAUGAGCCUUGGUGGUGGGGAGGUAGAUUGGGGGUGGGGGAGUUUGUAUAGUCACUCUUGAUUAACCACUACUCAUGGAUUGCGCAUUGUCCUAGGAAGACCCAUUUUAGUAGUGGCCCCACUUGACUUGUUCAUAUGGUGAAUGGCUCAGGCCUUCACAGUGGGGGGCAGGCAGGGGCCCCUAAGCCUCAGGGCAAAUAUGGUGCAUCUCUUGUCACGUGUCAAUUUCAUACAGAGUUUUCUGGGGUAAAUAUCUGUAUAUUAAAAAUUGAUUUAUUAAUAGAAUA